AUGUAUGCCCAUGUCUUCAUUAUUUUAUUUCAUUUUGAUUAUAAUAUUUGCUUUAUAUUCAUUUUAAGAACCAAAGAUUUAUCUUUUUUUUUUCUUUUUAUUUCUUUUUUUCUUUUUUUUCUUUUUUCUUUUUAUUUCCUUUUUUUCUUUUUAUUUCCUUUUUUUCUUUUUAUUUCCUUUUUUUCUUUUUAUUUCCUUUUUUUCUUUUUAUUUCCUUUUUUUCUUUUUAUUUCCUUUUUUUCUUUUUAUUUCCUUUUUUUCUUUUUAUUUCCUUUUUUUCUUUUUAUUUCCUUUCUUUUUUUUUUUUUUUUCUUUUUUUCCUUUUUCUUUUUAUUUUUUUUUUUUUUUCUUUUCUUUUUUUUUUCUUUUUUUUUUUCUUUUUUCUUUUUUUUUUUUUUUUUUUUUUUUUCUUUUUUCUUUUUUUUUUUUUUUUUUUAUCUUUUUCUUUUUUCUUAUGUUUUUCUUUUUUUCCUAUGUUUUUCUUUUUUUCUUAUCUUUUUCUUUUUUAUCUUUUUCUUUUUUCUUUUCUUUUUCUUUUUUCUUUUCUUUUUUCUUUUCUUUUCUUUUUUUCUUAUCUUUUCUUUUUUCGUAUCUUUUUCUUUUUUCUUAUCUUUUUCUUUUUUCUUUUUUUCCUCUCUCUCUUUUUUUCCUCUCUCUUUUUUCUCUCUUUUUUUCUCUUUUUUUCUCUCUUUUUUCCUCUCUCUUUUUUCUCUCUUUUUUUCCUCUCUCUCUCUCUUUUUUUUUUCCUCUCUCUUUUUGCCUGGGAAAUUUGAUUUACAAAACAAAUGUGAGCAGAUCAUAUUGCUGGAUUUGGAUGUGGCAACAAAACAGAAUGUUGAACAACUCUUAUGGAAAUCUGUUUAUUACCAAUUGAUUGAAAUUUACCGUAACCAACUAGCAGAGGAGCACUCCAAUAAGACACCAACUACACAAUGUAUUAAAGAGCAGCUCUUUGCUGUGUUGGAUGAGGGAACUACCUUCUAUGAAGGCCUUUUAGAACGCUUUGCAAACUACCUACAACUUCUUACUGGCACCUUUCUUGGACACCAAUUCUUCCCCUCCAGAGAACUGCCAACGAACAGUGAAGCUUGCAUUGCUUACUGCGCAACGGAUUAUGAUUUGUCUUGGGGACAUUGCCCGCUAUCGAGAAUUGGCCAAUGA
This is a messenger RNA of Acanthosepion pharaonis, 1161 nucleotides long. NCBI's taxonomy places the organism in Eukaryota, Metazoa, Mollusca, Cephalopoda, Sepiida, Sepiidae. The record is from the annotation of a GenBank genome assembly.